Molecule: messenger RNA, 839 nt
Organism: Stegastes partitus (bicolor damselfish)
Lineage: Eukaryota; Metazoa; Chordata; Actinopteri; Pomacentridae
Gene: stmn2b
Product: stathmin 2b
Exons: 5
Coding region: 166-705 (179 amino acids)
Biological process (GO): neuron projection development; microtubule depolymerization; regulation of microtubule polymerization or depolymerization
Cellular component (GO): growth cone; cytoplasm; neuron projection
Molecular function (GO): tubulin binding
Source: RefSeq, a predicted model, not a curated record
GUGCGGCUUGACGCAGCUCAUAACCGACCACCAGGCGCACCGGCAGCCCCCGUCUCUGCUGACUCAGUGCCUUAACAGCAGUCCCUUCACCCCGAGAUACAGCAGCCAGCAAACCGACGCUCACUCCUCCGGCCAACCCGCCUCCGGCACCACCAGAACACAGAAAUGGCAAAAACCGCAAUCGCUUACAAAGAGAAGAUGAAGGAGAUUUCAGUUCUCUCACUCAUCUGCUCCUGUCUGUAUCCUGAGAGCCGCAAAAACAUCAUGGGUGACUUUGAAGACAUGGACAUCAAGCCCAUUAACAAGCGCGCCUCAGGCCAGGCCUUCGAGGUCAUCCUGAAGCCGCCCUCCCCUGUGUCUGAUGUGGCCCACUGCGUCACCAACCCCCCAAAGAGGGACAUUUCCCUGGAGGACAUCCAGAAGAAACUGGAGGCGGCUGAGGACCGAAGGAGAUCCCAGGAGGCGCAGGUACUUCGGACCCUGGCUGAGAAACGGGAGCACGAGCGCGACGUGCUGCUGAAGGCCAUGGAGGAGAACAGCAACUUCAGCCGCAUGGCCGAGGAGAAGCUCCAGCUGAAGAUGGAGCAGAUCGAGGAGAACCGGAUGGCCUACCUGGCCGCCAUGAUGGAGCGCCUGCAGGAGAAGGAGAAGCAUGCUCAGGAGGUGCGCAGGAACAAGGAGUUGAGAGAAGAAGUGACAGCGUGAGAAGCCCCAACAGGUUCUACGUCCCACCUCCUCACCCUCUACCACCACCCCCAACCCUGAGGAACACUCCUUCCUCCUCUUCUCCUCCUUCCUCCAACCUUAUCCCACAUUCCCCCACCUCUCCACCUUCCCCC